Molecule: messenger RNA, 2688 nt
Organism: Protobothrops mucrosquamatus (brown spotted pit viper)
Lineage: Eukaryota; Metazoa; Chordata; Lepidosauria; Squamata; Viperidae
Gene: CALB1
Product: calbindin 1
Exons: 11
Coding region: 136-924 (262 amino acids)
Biological process (GO): regulation of presynaptic cytosolic calcium ion concentration; regulation of long-term synaptic potentiation
Cellular component (GO): cytosol; dendritic spine; synapse
Molecular function (GO): calcium ion binding
Source: RefSeq, a predicted model, not a curated record
GAGAGUCCUCAGCUAAGAACGAGGAGAACUUCUCCGGGCAGAGAGCCGGUCAGCACCGCGGACAGAGGCACCCAGCAACCGCACCAUUGACCUUCCUGCUUCGCUUGCGCCCGCCGGCUGCCCAAGACUCGCGCCAUGACCGCGGAGGCUUACCUGCAAGAAGCGACGGUCUCGGCAAGCCAGUUUUUCGCGAUCUGGCGCCAUUACGACGCUGAUGGCAAUGGAUACAUGGAUGGAAAAGAACUGCAGGGUUUUAUCCAAGAACUGCAGCAGGCACGACAGAAAGCUGGCUUGGGCUUAACCCCAGAAAUGAAAACUUUUGUGGACCACUUUUCAAAGACUUCUGAUGGAAAAAUAGGAAUUGUAGAGCUUGCUCAGAUACUGCCAACAGAAGAAAACUUCCUAUUAUUUUUUAGAUGCCAACAGCUGAAAUCUAGUGAAGAUUUCAUGCAGACGUGGCGAAAAUAUGAUAGUGACCAUAGUGGAUAUAUUGAUGCUGAAGAGCUUAAGAACUUUUUGAAAGAUUUACUACAGAAAGCAAACAAACAGAUUGAUGAUUCAAAACUAUCAGAAUACACAGAUAUUAUGCUGAAGAUGUUUGAUGAAAAUAAUGAUGGAAAGCUGGAAUUGACAGAACUGGCCCGGUUACUGCCAGUACAGGAAAACUUUCUCCUUAAAUUUCAGGGUGUUAAAAUGUGUGGAAAGGAAUUUAAUAAAGUUUUCGAUACAUUUGAUUCAGAUGGGAAUGGCUACAUAGAUGAACAGGAAUUAGAUGCUUUGCUAAAAGAUCUCUGUGAAAAGAAUAAAAAGGAAUUAGAUAUCAAUAACCUUGCAACCUACAAGAAGAACAUUAUGGCCUUGUCUGAUGGAGGAAAACUUUACAGAACAGAACUUGGUCUCAUCCUCUGCGCUGGGGAAAAUUAGAGUCUGUCCUCAUUUCCACUCCAACUAGUAAUAUAUUGUAUCUUAAAAAACAAAAAAGGAAAUUAACUGUGCAUUAUAAGAGAGUAGGCUUUAUUUCUUUUAUACUUUGUAAAUUUAAAAUUGCAGAUAGAUGAUUAGCCAGGUCAUGUGGCACAUUCUUUUCAGCUUGUUUCUACUAUGUUCGUAAUGUACAGCUUUUGUAACUAAAGAGGAUGUCUUAAUUACCUGGACCAGUCUGUCAAUACAUUUACCAAUAAACAUGGCUUUGUUUUUGUGAGACAUGGGAGAAGAGCACAGCGGAGAUUGGUAUUGGCUCGGUCUCCAUUAAGCAAAUAGAUUUUUGACAAUGUCAGAAAGAAACACACAUUUAAAAUCAGUUUAGGAUGAUGGUGGAUUUCUUUUUAUUUUUCUUUCCUUUCUUGUAAAGGAAUGUAGGACAUGGAUAGGAGGGAGGCUGUUGGGAUCCACCAGAAUCUCUUGGUGGUGUCAUCUUCUAGAAAGUGAUGGUUAGCCUUUUUGUCAAGUGUACUGUAAGUCAAUCAAUCCAAAAAGACUAGUCACCUCUGUCUGAAACCACUGAGAAAUAUUUAAGAAGUGCAUUAUUUGCAAACCAGUUUCAGGUGAGAAAGGAUGUGGGCAUAGAAACAUCAGCAGUGCUUUAGAUUACUUUGAUCAGGUCAACUUCCAACAUGUUAUAAAUGCUUUCUAGCUUCUUUAAAUUCACUACCAAGGUCAACAGAGGCUCUGGAUGUGAAGGUGCUGAACUUCCUGAUGAGUUUUUAAGCUUCCUUGUUGCCUGGCAAGAACAACAUUGUAUUUUUACUGGAGAAAUGGCAUAUUUCUAAUCAGUUAAAAAUUAAUACAUAAAAUUGCCUCAUAUUUUUACUUUCAAUCUUUAGCAUUUGUAAAUGGUGUUAUAUCAGAGAAUGUCAGUCCAUUUUUCUAAAACUAUUUCCACAUUUUGCAUAAUAUAACUCUUGCAAACUGCUGUUUUUACAUCAUUCUGUGUAAUCUAUAAUUAAAUUUAAUAUGCUAAUAUACUGGUACACAAUUUGUUUGAUAUUCUGUUCUAAAAUAAAGGCUACACAAUCAUAUGGAUCAGCCCACAACCCAGCUAAUUUUCCAAAUCCACCAAACCCUCCUAUCCUCCACAAGAGGUAGUGAAUUUAUCUCCUAAUUUUUGUACGUGGUUGAGGCAUACGCAGUGCAAAUAAAAUUGCUAUUAUCAUCCAUGUACCUAACCUAGAAAUGACUCAAGGAGUACAGCAAACAUUGUGUCUGACUCUAUACAUACCUAGUCAGAAUUUCCAUUUAAUUAUUUUGAGUAGUUUUGUCAUUUAUUUGUAACAAUCCAAUGAAAGUACACUGUACUAUCUGUUUACCACAAAAGGAAGCUAUAGAGGCUGAUUCUCAAUCGUAUCAAUUCAAAUGGCAUUAUAUAAACAUUUAAAAUAUUAUUUAUCAAAUCUUCAUACAUUCAUUUAAUAGAUUUUGGGAAACUGUAUUUUACUCGGCUGAAAUUUAUUCACUGCAUCAGUCAGAUCUUCCAAACAAAUGUGAUAAUAUUCCCAAGUCUGUAUUAAUGUUGAUUUAACUUGUGACACAUCUAUUUUUAUUACUGUAUGCUUUCUUGAUCAAUCUAUUCCUUUAAAUAUACUUUCAAAGACAGUUACUUAAUAUAAUGUAAAGCUGCAUUUUUUUCCUACCAUAUGACAACUAGAAUGCACAUUUCACUGAUACAAGUGAGAUAAAAUUAGCAAGUGU